This is a messenger RNA of Melampsora larici-populina 98AG31, 1722 nucleotides long. RefSeq lists its product as uncharacterized. The record is from RefSeq and is a predicted model, not a curated record. NCBI's taxonomy places the organism in Eukaryota, Fungi, Basidiomycota, Pucciniomycetes, Pucciniales, Melampsoraceae. Bases 1 to 1722 code for a protein of 573 amino acids. The transcript is spliced from 7 exons.
AUGACAUCAUCUCACACGAUGUCUUUCCCUCAAUUUCAAGCUUUAGAUCGUUCACCCCCUCACUUUAUAACCCCACCACCGUUCCCACUGAAAUCUAUCCUCGCAAAUCACAUAUUAUUGACCAAAACAACAUUCAUAUUUCAUAUACCAUCCACCGUAUCAACAUUUUCCUUUGAUCCAUCGUUUUUCCAAAUACAAAACCGUAUUUUUAUCAGAAUGUCUAAGGAAUCUUCAAAUGCUCCGGCCGAGACCCCCUUGAGUGGCUACAUGAACCCUUUGUUCGAAGAACCAGAGGAUCGGGUAGGAAACGAUCGACGAGCAAUCUGCAGCAGACAAGACCCUUUAUUGCGUGUUGGCACUCGCGGUCGUGAAAUUUUCGAUAACAACAAUCAAAUGACAAUCGAGAUCAAAUUCAAGAUCUACACCGACCAGGAGGUCGAAGUGAAUGCCCCAACUCAGAGCACCCCCAAAGUUGGGGCUGGUAAGAAGUCAUCGAAGUCUGCCAAACUUAACCUCAUUGAUUCAAAAGCCAUCAACACCGGUUACCUCGAGAUGAAAGUCUGUCCGUUUGGAAAAAGUCUGAUUGAAUUCAAGGACCUGGUGGCUGGAGCGUGUGAUAAGUAUGAGGCUGGAAUGAAAAAUAUCAUUCUUAAUAGUCCUUUCUCACCUGAGCUGAAGUGGAAAGCCAACAUCGGGCGUUCGAAGUGGGUUCUCACCGAAUACGACCAAUGGCAAGAUUUUGUGGUUACUCUUGAGAAAUCGACCAAAAAGAAGGGUGUUGUUUCGAUUGAGAAUGAAAAUGUUCAAGUUAAAGCCAAAGAGUGUAACAUGGCAUCCGCCACGAAGAUGCUCAUUGCCUCGACUAACGGUGGCCCUGUGGAAAGCCAAGAAUCCGAGGAAUCCAAGAAAGAGAGAGAAUUAGCGACUCACGCUAAUAAGAUCUUCAGUCAACAUGCUAUCGAAAAGCAUGUUGGAGGGCCCGGUAAGAUAUUGACCCUUCCUUGGAAUCCGGCAUUUCGAUAUCGAUUGACUUACGCGGCUGCCUGGAUCUGGGCUCGCGGGGUGAUGGCGAAUAUUGCGACACCUGAUAUCCCACCAAAUACGGCUGAGUUCCGGUACGAGAUCAAGAAGAGCGAAUGGAUCCACCCGGACAUGGGCGUGGAUCAUCGGGUCGAAAUGCGUUUAAAAGGUCGUCCUGAAGUAUCUCAAGGAAGAGUUAACCCUCAGCCUGGUGGCUCGAGGUCACUUGAUACUUCUGAGGUUUUAACUCAAAGUAGAGCCAAGGCUGAUGUCAAACCAGACUUGGCUCAAAUUGGUGAUAAACGGAUCGCCACUGGACCGAGCGAGGAGAUGGAUAUCAAGCCAGACCUCAAGAAGAUCAAAGUCGACGACCCACUCAAAUCCUCCAUCAAUGAACCGAUUUAUGUUUCGAGCGAAUUUGAAAGUGACUGGGAAAGCCAAAGUGACACUAGAUCCGACUCCAUCGAGAUUGAGAACCCCUCCAACUGUCAUACCUUUGAGAUGGAAAGGUUCCUUCAAGAAUGUGAUAUCGGAUUCGAAGAUUUAACCACUCGCACAAUCCUUAAAGAAGCGGGUAUCGUUUCCUGGACGGACUUGAUACCUUGUCUUCAACUCACUGAAUCAACUCUGACCUCCAAGGGGAUCAGCCGUCAAAUUGCCAAUCGCCUCAUGAGUGAAGCUCAAGCUCGAAUCUCAAAAUGA